CUGCUGGUGUCAGAGCCGGGCGAGCGCUGGCAGUUCCGCGGCGGGGAUGCUGAGGAGCGCUGGGUCCGCGAGAAGCGCUGGCCACUGCGGACUUCCGAGGCACUCGCGCCCGUGAGAACCCCCGCGUCGCGGCCAAUACCUGGCCCCCAAGACCAUCUACUAUUCCGAGAACCAGACUAGGAGAAGAGUCCAGCGCAGCAGCCGUCGUCCUCCGGAUUGCGAGCGUCCUGGAACCCCUAGAGACACCCCGGAGUUCCAGAAGCUCCCCGGCGGCCCCAAGCCCCGGCUUCCUGCGAGCGCCGGUCCAAGACCCCCUCCAGUGCACCGGUCGUCUCCUCGCCGCGGCUGGGUCCGGCGCACACCAUGAUCGUUGCCGACCCGGAGUGCCGCUCCGAUCUCAAGGGCUACCUGCCGUUCGCCCGGGGCGGCGUCGGAGACCCGGGGGCCGGAGAGGUCCUUCGGGAGGGGGCCGAGAGCCUGGAGCAGCACCUGGGGCUGGAAGCUCUGAUGUCCUCAGGACGGGUGGACAACCUGGCCGUGGUGAUGGGCCUGCACCCCGACUACCUUAGCAGCUUCUGGCGCCUGCACUACCUGCUGCUGCACACAGACGGGCCCCUGGCCAGCUCGUGGCGCCACUACAUUGCCAUCAUGGCUGCUGCCCGCCACCAGUGUUCCUACCUGGUGGGGUCCCACAUGGCUGAGUUUCUGCAGACGGGUGGUGACCCCGAGUGGCUGCUGGGCCUCCAUCGGGCCCCUGAGAAGCUGCGGAAACUCAGCGAGAUCAACAAGCUGCUGGCGCAUCGGCCGUGGCUCAUCACCAAGGAGCACAUCCAGGCCUUGCUGAAGACGGGGGAGCACAGCUGGUCCCUCGCUGAGCUCAUCCAAGCCCUGGUCCUGCUCACCCACUGCCACUCACUGGCCUCCUUCGUGUUUGGCUGUGGCAUCCUUCCGGAGGGGGACCCAGAGGGCAGUCCUGCCCCCCAGGCACCAUCACCCCCCAGUGAGCAAAGCAGCCCCCCCAGCGGAGACGCACUGAACAACUCCGGGGGCUUCGAGGCCGCCCGUGACGUGGAAGCUCUGAUGGAACGCAUGAGGCAGCUGCAGGACAGCCUGCUGCGGGAUGAGGGAGCCUCCCAGGAGGAAAUGGAGUGCCGCUUUGAGAUGGAGAAGUCCGAGAGCCUGCUGGUAGCCCCCUCAGCUGACAUCCUGGAGCCUUCUCCACACCCAGACAUGCUGUGCUUUGUAGAAGACCCUACUUUUGGAUAUGAGGACUUCACCCGGCGAGGGACUCAAGCACCCCCCACCUUCCGGGCCCAGGACUAUACCUGGGAAGACCACGGCUACUCACUGAUCCAGCGACUCUACCCUGAGGGCGGGCAGCUGCUGGACGAGAAGUUCCAGGCAGCCUAUAGCCUCACCUACAACACCAUCGCCAUGCACAGUGGCGUGGACACCUCAGUGCUCCGCAGGGCCAUCUGGAACUACAUCCACUGCGUCUUCGGCAUCAGAUACGAUGACUAUGACUACGGGGAGGUGAACCAGCUCCUGGAGCGGAAUCUCAAGGUCUAUAUCAAGACCGUGGCCUGCUACCCAGAGAAGACCACCCGGAGAAUGUACAACCUCUUCUGGAGGCACUUCCGCCACUCAGAGAAGGUCCACGUGAACCUGCUGCUCCUGGAAGCCCGCAUGCAAGCCGCCCUGCUGUACGCCCUCCGUGCCAUCACCCGCUAUAUGACCUGACUCCCUCCCACGCAGGACCCACACCCGGAGCAGCUGACCCUGGGGGCACCCUACUCCCUGCAAGGACUUCUCUGUCUGGAGACAGGCCCAGGACCCUCUCUGCCCCAGGCCAGUGCACCCCGCCGAGGGGGCGGGCUUGUGUGAUGUGCAGUCCCCGACCACGCCCUCCUCCUCUGUCUGGGAUGGACAGAAUCGUUGCACUGACUGACUGGGAUCUCAGCUCUCCCCGUGGGACCUGGAAGAGGACUAGGAGAUCCCAAGGGCCAUGCCCUCCUUCCUUUCCCUGCCCCCAGAGCGGAAGGCACAGGAAGGGGAAUGAGCCACACUCGGACCUUCAUGCCGGCCGGCCAGGCCCCAGGCACCAUGAGUGCUAUGGCCCUCCUGGACUGCAAAGUCCCUGGCUGGCCUCUAGGAGAGGGACAAGGAGCUCCAGAGACUGGCACUCCAGGCAGCUUUGCCCUCCCUCCCCACCUCGUUCUCAUUUCAUUACCUCCCACCUGCCACUCACCCAUCAAUGUGAAAGUUGGUCACAGCUGGUCUGUGCGCCCAGUCUAUCAAAAGCCUUUUUUGUUGGGCAGCCUAAAGGCCCCGCCAUGCCCCCGUUCCAUGCUUGCCGAAAUCCUACUUCAGUUCUUUACCUCUUCACUCCUGUAACCCUUUCGCUCACACCCAGUGGUGGGAGACCCCAGGAGAGGGCCAAACACAUCCAAAGAGCAGACUCUCUAGAGCAGGAGCCUCUGUCGGCCACAUUGCCUUCUGAAGAGGAGGGAGUACUCAGAGGUAACUGAUCUGUACUCGGGUCCUGUGUGGUUGAGAUCAGGCCUCCUCAGGGCCUCGCCUUUGAAACGCGAUCAGCGCCUGUGAGGAGCAGAGGGAGGUCCUGUUCUCCCAGGCAGCCGAGGCCGGUGCCCACCCUCCUGUGCUAAGCACUUUUGCCAAAAUGUUGAGCCCUUCUGAGUGGCUGACAGGGCACCAGAGCCCAGUAAGGGAAGCUGAUGCCAGGGCUCCUGUCUGGCCCCUACCGCUGACUGAGUGGCUGUGACAUUGCCAAACGCCCUGGACCACCACAGUGGCGGACUGAGGGGUGGUUUCCGAGUUUCCCAGCAUCCCAUGCUCCACCCUGGGAUCUCAGCUCGAUAGCGAACUGGCUUUCUUGCAAGGUUCUGAAGGCCUCUGGAGGCUCCCUACCCCUGCAGUCAGUCUCCUGGCUGCCUUCCAAGAACCUCACCUUUAGCCCAGCACCUGUCCCUUCUCCUGGAAUGUAGGUGGAUUGCUUAGAGGCAGAAGCAGCGAAGGACUGACCCAAGCACUUUCUGCAGCAAACAACUGUGAAUCGCGACUUCUCUUGCCCUUCCGGCAGCGAGCGCCUCCUCCUAGGCCAGCUUGGAGGUGCCUGGGAAGGCAAGGGCACAGCGCUGCUGCUUUUGACUUCCCUGGGUGGCAGGAAAGGAACCUGGCCACUGUGCCCCAUUUCAUACCCAGGCGGGCAUGGGGAAGCGACUGGCAACCCCCCAGGCCUAAAAGCCCUCCCUGUGAAGAAGAUUGGCAGGAGGAGAGGGGUCCCAGCAUGGGGGUUUGAGUUCCCGAGGGGACUUAAUGACUGUAUGUGUCCCCUGGGUGGGCGGGAAGGGGUAUCCAGUGUGCAAGUGCUGAAACGUUUGACCUUGCUCCAGUUGUGUAUGAUGAGAAAUAAAGGUUCACUGAGGUUUUGUUUUGUA
Chinchilla lanigera (long-tailed chinchilla) is the source of this 3458-nucleotide messenger RNA. RefSeq names its product sestrin 2 (gene Sesn2). Gene Ontology annotation, molecular function: L-leucine binding; oxidoreductase activity, acting on peroxide as acceptor. Gene Ontology annotation, cellular component: nucleus. Gene Ontology annotation, biological process: cellular response to leucine starvation; regulation of response to reactive oxygen species; positive regulation of macroautophagy. The record is from RefSeq and is a predicted model, not a curated record. NCBI's taxonomy places the organism in Eukaryota, Metazoa, Chordata, Mammalia, Rodentia, Chinchillidae.